UCUAGUCGCUCUGGUCGGCCACGCGCUGCCGCGCGGCGCCAGUUUCACCGCCUGGACCGUGCGGAGCUCUGCGCUCCCGGAGUCGCAGGGGACACGGGCCGGUGACCUCGGUAGGUUUUUCCGAGUUCCGGGCUCCUAGCUCUUGCCCUGGCCCCCGGCCCGCGCCCCAGCCGACCGCCCGCAUGGUGCUGCUGGCGGGGCCCGGGCCGGAGGGUGGCGGGGGGCGCUGCGUGUCUCCGCAGCCUCCGUCCCCACCUCGGGAAACGAAGGCCAGCGAAGACCCCACCAGCUAUGAGGAAUACGAGGACUUCUCGCAUGUGCCCGACACCCGCAGCAUCGCCUCGGACGACUCCUUCUACCCAACCCUAAGCGAGGAGGAGUACAGCGGCGGGAGUGCGGAGAGCAUCCCGGAGGGAGUCCCAGAGGGCUUCCCGGAGGCGGCUACUCUCCUGAGCGCCGCCUGCACCAACGACGUGGGGCUGCUGAAGGCGCUGGUGCGGCGGGGACCGCGCGUCGAGGAGGUGCAGGAGACCGAUCCUAAUGGCCGGACCGGCCUUAUUGUUGCCUGCUACCACGGCUUUGUGGAUACUGUGGUGGUCUUAGCAGAGUGUCCCCACAUUGACGUCAACUGGCAGGACAACGAGGGGAACACGGCCCUGAUCACAGCUGCCCAAGCAGGGCACGCCACCAUCACCAACUACUUGUUGAACUACUUCCCUGGUCUUGACCUUGAAAAGAGGAACGCAUUUGGGUUCACAGCCCUGAUGAAAGCUGCCAUGCAGGGCCGGACGGAGUGCAUCCGAGCCCUGAUGCUAGCAGGGGCAGAUGUCCACGCUAGGGACCCCCGCCGCGGGAUGUCGCCGCGGGAGUGGGCCAUGUACACGGGGCGGGUGGAGGCGGUGCACCUCAUCCAGAGGCUGCUGGAGCGACCCUUCCCGGAGCAGUUUGGGGAAAGCUACAAACCAGAGCUGCCGCUGCCCCUCGAGGGGCCUUCGAAGUCUGCAGACUCCAAAAACUGCUUGCAGAAGUUCACCAAGUUUGUGCGGUCCACGCUGACUCCCCGCUCACGCCAGGGCCUGGAGGAUGGAGGGGUCCUGGACCACAUGGUCAGGAUGACCACGAGUCUCUACAGUCCUGCUGUGGCCAUUGCCUGCCAGACCGUGUGCCCUGAGAACCCCCCCUGUGUGGGAAAAAGGCGGCUAGCAGUGCAGGAAAUCCUGGGGGCUCCUGGGGCCCUGGACACAUACACCCAGGAGAGGGACAAAGCGGAGGCCACCGGGGAGCCAAUCCGGACCUCCCACUCUGGGGGCGUCUCCAGAGAGGGGGCCCAGAGAGCCAGCCCCCGGUCUCUGCAGCAGCCAGGUGCCCCACGGAAGGCCAGUCUCCUGCCCCUACAUCUGCCGAGGAGGAACAGCAUGCGGUCGGGCAUGGUCAUCCCCAGGGUGCGCAUCACCAAGGCGCCUGCGCCCACCUUCCAGCCCGAGCGGGUGCCCGUGAAGGGCAGCACCAAGGACAGCUCCCACCUGCAGCUCCCCAAGUGGAGGUACAAGGAGGCCAAAGAGGAAAGGAGGAAGGCGGAAGAAGCGGAGAAGCAGCGGGUGGCGGCAGCAGAGAAGGAGCGGAGGGUGGCGCCCUGGAGGAAAAGGACGUGAGGGGAGCUGGGUCUGGAUGCUGUGCUACCCGGAGCCCCAAGAGGGGGCCGAGGGGGCUGAGGGGGCCGUGGGGAGGCUGCGUGGCUCAGCACCAGCAAGGGUGCACCUCCCGCCCACCCUCGCUGCUCAGGGCCCUCCGGGACAGUAUCCUCUGCGAGGCCAGAGAGCUGUCCGUUUGUUCAGGCUGCAUCCGAGAGUGAGGUGGGCAUAGCAAAAAUCGCUUUGCCUAAAACCAGUUCCCCUAGCAAUCAGUACACCUAGUGGGCAGUUUGCCUAAGAGUCUACAUUUAGAACCUCAAGAAAAAAAUUUUAAAAGCAAUUUAUCAAAGGGCAUUUUCUGUAUAAUUUUGUAUUUUAAAUCGUGAUAAAAUUUGCAACAUUUUACCGAUGGUGGGACUGUUCGUAUUUAAGACAGUUUUAAUGCAUUUUUCUGAAGAGCGUUUGUUUAAAAUACUGUUUCUAGCAAUAAUCAUUUGUGAUAUCACUAUGAUUUCAUACAGAACUUGUGGUGUUCUCCCCCAUUUUGCUCUUUGUUUUCGACCUUGCCUUUUCUGUUCAUUCUGGGUGCACAUAGCCCUGUCAGUUCUUGUUAAUUUCAUUACGUGACACCAAAUAUUUGUUGGUGGAGGCAUUUUUACAGCAAAAUGAUCUAGUGAGACAGGAAUCAGAUUGCCUUGUAUCUUAUUUUUCGAGCUCUUAUUUAUACACUAAUAAUAAUGAAGAAAAACCUAUUGCCAAAGCAUGAAAUGGUGCAUAGAGAAACGUAUUUAUUGCUAGAACUAAGCUCAUUUUAAGCAAGGGAUUUUAGAUAAGCUGGAUACUAAAUCUUUACCAUAUUCAAAAACAGAUAAAAGAGGAAAACCUUCUUAACAAAACAGGGGCAAAUCUAAUAAAUUAUUACUAGAAAUACAAAAUCAAGUCAUGUGCUCUUUGAUAAAUUGAAUUCAGAUGUUCUUAAAAUAUGAAACAAUGCAAAAAGAAGAAGGGACCCAGAGUGAAAACUACUGAGUUGGGGGGCAGUACCUUCUAGAGGAACAGGGAUGAGAGCUGACUCUGAGCAGACUUGAUUUAGGCGAACUCUCCUUGAGUGGGCUGGGUGGCUCGCCACUCCAGACGCAGUUCCAAAGAUUUCCCGGUGCGAACUUUCCUUUUUCCUUUGGUAACUGUCCCGAGGCUCAGUUAUUCCUCACGCUGACUUUGUAGGGUUUCCAGGCUGUGGGGACUUGGGCAGAGCACGGAUAGGAUUUGCCCCCGGCCCCAAGCUCUCGGUGGGAGCUUCCUGUCCACACUUUUUUUUUUCCCCUAAAUCUAUAAAGCACUGAAAAAUUCUACUGGCCAUGUAGGUUGUAGAGAAUGUCACAUAUGCACUACUGACAGCACUUUAUUUAAAUAGUAUCCUGCUGAGAAGCUCUAGAUUUAAAGUAUUACUGGUGGAUUUAGAAGGCCUUUAUAAUAUUCCUGGAUUCGCAGGUCAAACUGUGCUCCCUGCUACUUUGGGGCCAAUGCCCAGCUGUCUCGUGCUGUGAGUGGGAGUGGUACUGGCCUCUCUCUGUCCCUUCCCAAUCAGCACCAUCAGGCAAUGAGCCAUCAGGGAUCUCAUACUUACCUCCCCCAAACCCUCAAUAUUGCACAGUGCACCUGAACUGAUGGGGAAUAGUUGUAGUGAUAAUUCAGCUUUUAAAUCCAGAUUGUAGUGAGUUCUCCCUCAUCCCAGAAAGGCACGAGAAGAAUGGCUCAGAGGUCUGGACCCCCUUAAGCAUCACUGGUAGUAGUUGGCUGCAGGUGACCCUGGUGGCCAAUAGUUGGAUUGGCCAAGUCCCCUUGGAUGAGAUGAGGGCUGGUUCUCAAGGUGAAAGCAUCUGCAGUCUCCCUGCUGGUCCUAUCUGGCGUUUUGUUUAAGACCACUUUUUUGUGUUUAUGUAUUUUUGUUGCUUUGAAUGGCUGGCUGCCUUGUCUCUCUCAGGGUCAUUCCCUGCCCCUGCCCUCCAGCGUCAGGGGCAGGGGCGCUGAUGGGCCCCCUCAGAUUUUCAUGUCUUUGUGGCUUUGUCACAUUUUUUUUCUUUGCCACCCACUCUGCCUCCUCUUUGUUGCCUCACUUGUCUUUUCUUCCUCUGCCCAUUCUCCUCAGAUUUGGCUAAGUGCCUAGCUCAUCCCUAGCCCCACUACUCUGAGGUCUAAAUAGGCCAGAAAAGCAAGGCCGUAAUGAGAGGCACAUGGCGUCCCUGUUAAAUAAUCAUGUCGUGACCUCCAAACACCCAACAGUAAAUGAGGAGCAGAUUCUCCAGCGUCUGUGCACUUGCUUUAGAAUUUAGUCCCCACCCUGUUCUAGGCAGGGAGUCCUAGGUUUCUCUCCCGACAGAUGACGACACUCCCUACCCCAUGUACAGAGAGCAGAGUAUGGUGUCUGCAUGUACUCUGAUGUUGAUUAACUAUAAAUAGUAAAUUUCAAGUUGACAGGUACCUUCUCAGGGAUUUAUACAUAAACGUAGUUAGGAGCAAAGUUGAAGUAUAUUUUAAUAUUUUUUAGUGUUUGUGUGAAUUAGAAUUAAACUAGACAAAAGAAAUGUCUCUGGCCUCACCAGUGCUGCUGUCACUGAGGGUGACAUUCGGGGACCGCCCUCAGUUGAGGCUUCCUGGUUCUUGGACACCAGCGACCCUGGCAGCUGAAAUGGCUCUGGGGUGGAUGCAGAGUCACUCCAGUGCCUCUCAGUUGCCUCUUGUGGGUGGGAACCCUUGUAUUUAUUUUUAAAAAGUUCACCCCCUCUGGGACUAGUGGUCUUUGUGAUCACACAGGUGGGCUAUUCGCUGCUUAUACCGCCCUCCCAUCUGAUACUGGAGUGUGUGGUGAAAUAAAUGACUGUUUUCUACUUGCUCGUGCGGAUCAAGUGUGCCACGGCCAGACCAGGACCGAGCUCAGCGCCGGGAAGGAGGAGGCGAGGACUGGGAGAGCCCGUCUGGAGUGACGUGGGUGUCCUGUCUUGAGCUACGCUAGGGAAAUGCAGCACGUGACAGUAUGGACUUCUGCUUUUCUGACACUCCUCCCAACAGGCUGCGUGAGCCACCUCAGGAACACGAAGAUGGGAAACCGCAAUCAUUCUGCCUAAGAGGAUAGAUUUCAUGAUGUCAGGCGGAAAAUGGGACUCGUGGGAAGUCCUGUGGGAAGGGUGCAGAAGGACCCUUCCAGGCUGCCCCUGUCCACUUCCUCCUGCUGUCAUGAGUGACCAGGUCUCUGGAAGUCCAGUAUGAGUGGAGACAAGGCCCUUAUCUGUGAAACUGAAUCCCAUGAGGUGGGGCCCGACCCUAGUCCUCCGGUGGAUGUGAAGCCUGCUGUCCCCAGGGAAGAAGCAUGGGCACCAAGUUAUGAAGAAAAGCAUCCCUGAGAGGUGAAUAAAUGAGCCAAGACUAAUAAGGAGCUAUGAUUUGUCUCUUGCAGCCUCUGGCAGGAGCACUGUAUUUCCCCCCUGUCCACACUACAUGAAGAGAGAAGACCAUCUUUUCAUAAUUUUGCUAAGUUUGCUCUGUGAAAUGAGUUACAGCCCUGCUGUUAGGUGUUAUUUUUUCCUCUGGGUUCACCUGGAGAUUCACGCUUGCUCAUUUUUCCAUUCUAUUACAAUAUGGUUGUUGCUGACAGAAUUAAGAUUUAUUACAAACUAUUGGAAGCGCCAAGUCACAACCAGUCCUUUAGGUGAUAAAAUGCUAGCACUUUUUCUUGUUUACAAUAUUGGGCAAGUGCUCGGGACCCUUUCUGUUCCGUGGCGGGGAGCUAGCUGUUCGGUGCUAGAUUCUGCACCGAAACCCUCAGGGCCUGUUCCCCUGGGCCCGGACCUCGGUUUUCCCCGCAGCUGGCUUGACUUAGCCGUCACAUUGGGCAGCUGCUGGGAGGGCCAGGGUCUUCUGGGGAAAGAAAGGAUGACGGUGGAGCACAAUCACUCCUUAUUAACCAACAAAGUCACAUUUGUGACAACGACUGGAGUUGGAUAGAACAUCAUCACAGCCAAGCUGCUGCUGGCCACAAGGCUCUAUCAACGAGAACGGUUCUUCCUGAAACGCACCCUGAUGCACCUAGAACUUGUUUUGGGCUCCUGUGCGUGACUCUUGAGCCAGCUGCUCCCGUCUGUGCCCUUGAAUUCACAUUCCUUCAUUAACAUUUAAAACAAGUGGCUAAAGAUCUACCUCUGGAGGAUUUUUGAAAGAAGUAGAAAGCCUGACCACUACCUGGAUUGGCUAACUGACUUUUGAGUGGCUCAGGUGAAUGCCGAGCUGCAACUCCCUGGCUCUGUCCCAGUCCGAAGUAAGACUUGUGUGAAAGGCGUGGCCCCUGCAGCUUCCUGACAGCCCUCAGCGGCGAGCUGUGUCAGAGUGGACAGUGCGUGGUGAGGGGUCAGUGUGCACGCACGCACCCACACAAGACCUGAAACGAGACCUGACUUUCUGCUCACAAAGGUGACUGCUGCUGUGGCUUCACUGUGGCCCCCAGGGAAUGUCAGGUGUGACCUGCUAGGGUGGUGUGUAUUCAGGAGGACUGCAAGCCCAAGGCCACUGUGAGGGCUCUGGCCAAUGUGACGCGACACAGCAUGCCAUAAUGCAGGUCUCUUAUUUGAGAGGUGGUGUUUGUCCAGGUGACUAAUACUGGAGCUUUUUGGUGAGGUCCUCUCACCAGGUCUGGGUCUCUCUGCCCUUGAGAUACAUCCUUGACAUGGAGAGGCCCCAGGCGGGAGAGGACUCUGCCUGGAGAGCCCUGCUAGGCAUUCAGCCGUGGCCAAUGGGUGGGGACCGACUGCUCUGAAGACUGGCACCAGGUUAACCAUAGAAACCACCCUUAAGAAGUGCUAAGAUUUCCCCAAGUCUGCCUGAGUGUUAGAUACUCUAGUCAAAGGUAAUAACAUUGUUUGAGUUUGGGGAGACAUUGUUUCAUCACCACGUGACCCCUUUCUAUUGUUUUUAAGGACAAUGUAGAAGGGAAACCAAACUGGAACCGCCCUCCCAGGUGGAGCCUGGCAGGUGUUGACCUGCUGUUGGUCAAGUUCUGGGGAGUCACGUGGAAGCACUUUAACAGCAGGGGGAGCAGAAGUUCUGGAAGCUGGUUUGGAGCUGCACGGCUCUGUUAAGUUUGAUGAAAACCAUACAAGGAAGCUGUAUACCCAUAAAUGCUCCCAGCAGCCCCUUGAAGCUUUGGAACAUCCUAAGGAAUUUGAAUAAUACACCCCAUUCAAGUAAACAGGAAAAGCUAAUCCCAUUAAAAUUCUCUUCACUCACAUCAUCCUGCCUGGUGUUGUCUGGUGUCCGAGGGUGUGUGUGCAGACUUCUGCUCGGGGCGCCUGGUUUCCAGGGGUGUUUGAUCUUGAUAUAAGCUCUGUUUUCUGAGUGCAAAGUGAUUUUCAUUGUCAUUUCUGAAAAUCUGGCAGGUUUCUGGAAAUUGUAAAAACAUUUAGUCCAGAUACAAUUCUGUAAAUAUCGUAGUGCUUUAUUUUGAAGGGAGAGUUUUUUGUUAGUUUCUAAAAGGUAUUUUCCUAUUUAGACCUCAGGGCUAUUUUGGGGCCAACAAAUCAAGGUGACCCCGAUGGCUUCAGUUUUUGAUAUCCAAAAGCUUAAUAAUUUUAAGUUAAAUAUGAUAUAUUAUUCAGCAGAAAAAAGUCUUUUUUUAACUUCUAACGAAUUCUGUACUUAAUGUUUAGAAAGUAUAGAGAAAAAGACAUGAUCAUAUAAACAUAUGGGGAAAUUGUGGCCACAAAGUUAAAAAUCAUUUGUGAAAUAAACAUUCUCAUGCUACAAUAAUGUGAUAUGUUAUUCAAAUAAUAUUUUAUUCAGAUAAGCCUAAGUAUGUAUAAAUUAGAAAAUGAAAGAAUGAAAAAACCAAUCUUUUUAAUGUCACUUAUUUUGAUUCAAAUAAAUGUGCACUUUCUUCUGA
Molecule: messenger RNA, 7560 nt
Organism: Artibeus jamaicensis (Jamaican fruit-eating bat)
Lineage: Eukaryota; Metazoa; Chordata; Mammalia; Chiroptera; Phyllostomidae
Gene: ANKRD33B
Product: ankyrin repeat domain 33B
Exons: 4
Coding region: 183-1652 (489 amino acids)
Molecular function (GO): protein binding
Source: RefSeq, a predicted model, not a curated record